Nerophis lumbriciformis (worm pipefish) is the source of this 477-nucleotide messenger RNA. Lineage: Eukaryota; Metazoa; Chordata; Actinopteri; Syngnathiformes; Syngnathidae. The record is from RefSeq and is a predicted model, not a curated record.
AUGCAAAAAGCCGCGGCAGGGAAUCAUGACGCCUUCGGUGAACUCAUCGAGUGCCACCAGCAUGCCGUCGUCGGCACCGUCGCUAAAAUGACUAAUGGCAGCCCCGACAGCGAAGAUAUUGCUCAGCAAGUCUUCCUCCGCCUCUGGAAAAGCGCCCCCCGCUACCAACCCACCGCCAAAUUCACCACCUACCUCUUCACCAUCACCCGCAACCUCGUCUUCAACGAAACCCACCCCAAUUCCACCGCCCGCCCCGACGCCGAACUUCGCCAAAAAGAGCUCCGCAAAGCCAUCGACACCGCCAUCUCAGCCCUCCCCGAAAAGCAACGCACCGCCGUCAUUCUUCGUCGAUACGAAAACAUGCCCUACGACGAAAUUGCCCAAGUCCUCAAUCUCUCGAUCUCCGCCGUAAAAAGCCAACUCUUCCGCGCCCGCACCCAACUCCGCGAGCACCUCGAACGUUUUUUGGAGGAAUGA